This is a messenger RNA of Oldenlandia corymbosa var. corymbosa, 1470 nucleotides long. NCBI's taxonomy places the organism in Eukaryota, Viridiplantae, Streptophyta, Magnoliopsida, Gentianales, Rubiaceae. The record is from the annotation of a GenBank genome assembly.
AUGAUUCUUCGAACAUUAGAUAUGGGAAGAAAUGGGCUAUUGGGGUUGGUUGUGGUAUUGCUUUUUUACACCGGCGCGGCGACAGAUAACCUAGUGUUUAACGUUCAGCACCGGUACGGUGGCCGUGGGAAAGCCAAUCGAUCAACAUUGAAGGCGUUCAAACUUCACGAUGCACGACGCCACCAAAGAAAACUCGCCGCCCUAGAUCUCCCUUUGGGCGGAGAUGGCAAAGUCACCGGGUCCGGCCUAUAUUACACCAAACUUUCAAUUGGAACUCCGGCGAAAGAUUUCCAUGUUCAGGUGGAUACAGGAAGCGACAUUUUAUGGGUGAAUUGCGUAGAUUGUGUAGAAUGUCCGAAGAAAAGCGAUCUCGGAUUGGAGUUAAGCCUGUAUGACAUGAAGGCCUCCAGCACGGGAAAACAGGUGACUUGCGAUCAAGAAAUCUGCAAUGCGAUUUACAACACGGAAGCCUCUGCUUGCAAAGCAAAGCCCUGUGAUUAUUCCAUAAGUUAUGCUGAUGGAAGCACAAUGACAGGGUUCUUCGUCACCGAUUCCGUCCAAUUCAAUCAGGUCUCCGGAAACCUUCAAACCAAUUCGACAACCGGGGACGUUUCAUUUGGUUGCUCGCAGAAACAAUCCGGAACAUCGGGUACCGCCACGGACAGGGUGAGCGGAAUAGUUGGUUUUGGUCAAGGGAAUGCUUCCAUCAUCUCUCAACUAGCUAAAUCCGGGAAAGUUAAGAAAACAUUUUCGCAUUGUUUGGAUAACAUCAAUGGAGGCGGGAUAUUCGCCAUCGGACAAGUCAUGGAUCCGAAAUUCAACACCACGCCGUUGCUGGAUGACAUUUCACAUUACAAUGUCAUUAUGGAGAAAGCCGAAGUAGAGGGCGACGUGUUCGAUCUCCCAACUCAGAGUUUCUUCGACUUGGGAAGGAAAACAGUGAUUGACAGCGGCGCAACAUUGGCGCAUAUACCAGGCGACAUCUAUGACUUGAUCAUGACCAAGGUGACUGCCCGCCAGGCGAAUUUGAAGACUCAUAUAGUUGAUCCUGAGCUGAAAUGCUUCUUCUUCAAUGGCAAGAUUGAAGAUGGCUUCCCACCUAUAACUUUCCAUUUCGACAAUUCUCUCGCCAUGGAAGUUUCUCCUCGCGAAUAUCUCCUCCAUCUUCGCGACAAUGAAUGGUGUUUCGGGUUUCAGAGGGGUGGAAUGCAGACAGAUGAUGGAGAGGAUUUGAUCUUGCUUGGUGAUGUCAUGUUAUCAAACAAGCUUGUCGUGUAUGACCUUGAAAAUCAAACCAUUGGAUGGACAACAUACAAUUGCUCUUCCAGCAUCAAAGUGAAAGACCAAAUUUCAGGAAAUGUGAAUUCUGUAAACACCCAUGACAUUUCCUCUUCUGCUUACAAGUUCAAGGACACAGGACCAAACUUCUUGACAGCACUGUUGCUGUUAAUGGCCACACUGGCUAUGUAA